AUGCAGUUCUCAACACUCUCCGCCCUUGUGGUGGGAUUUUCAGCUCUCGCAUCGGCGACAUUUUCGAGUCCAAAGGCGGGGGAGCAAUGGCAAGUGGGAAAGGAACAGACACUAUCAUGGGACAACACGGGCAUGUCGGGAUUGAUGGAUUGCAAGAUUAUACCGGCUGGAGCUGUGGACACCUCAAUAGUAAUCGCUGAGGUUUUCAGUCAAAUCGACAUUGUAAGCACGGGAGGAUCAUACAAAUGGACGCCAGACGCUUCGCUCAUUUCACAAUCCGUCACUAUCGUUAUUAUCGACUCCCUAAACCAGUACCACUACUCAGAAAGCUUCACUCUUAUCGUUGCUGAGACCACCAUCGUAAACAUCGGAGGCCAAGAAAACUACAACAAUGGAAAAGAUUACACUUCAACCUGGGAAGUUGUCCAAACCACUGAACAUGUCACAAUGGUGGAGACAAUCAAGACUCUGGAAUCAUCCGUCGUUACCGAGACCGUCCAACAGACCGAACACGUUACUUACACCGAGACGAAAGAAAGCGUAGUUCAUGUUACUUCCACUGCUGUUGAGACGAACUUGGUCCACGUUACUGCUACUGCCACCGAGGUAACUGACAUCACUUCAACCGCCGUCGAGACCUCCAUCGCUAUCGAGACUUCGGUUCAGCUCGAAGAGUCACUUGUCCUCCACACCUCAGAAGUUCUUCAAACAAACUUGGUACACAUUACCUCGGAGGUUGUUCAGACCAACCUCGUCCACAUUACAUCUGAGAUCUUCGAAACCAACUUGGUUCACCUUACUUCAGAAGUUACCGAGACCAACGAGGUCACAGAGACCAACCUCGUUCAUAUCACUUCCGAGGUCCUCCAGACAAACGUCGUACAGCUUACAGCUGAAGUUACUGAGACCGAGACCAACUUGGUACACAUCACAUCUGAAGUCCUACAAACGAACUUGGUCCAUGUUACUGCGACUGCCACCGAAACUCAAAUCGCUGUCGAAACCUCUGUCCAAUUCGAGAAGUCUCUCGUCCUUGAAACCUCGAUCGCCCUCGAAAAAUCUAUCGUUCUCGAGAAGUCUGUCGUCCUUGAGACCUCUGUCGCGCUCGAAACAAGUCUAGUGCACGUCACAGCAACUGCUACAGAAACCCAACAAAGCCUUGUGCUUCAGUCCAGCGUCGUGUUCCUCACAGAAACCAAAGAAAGCUUAGUACUUAAGGAGAGCACCAACUUAGUAGAAGUCACCCAAGUCGCACUUGAGACCAGUCUUGUUCACGUUACUGCCACUGCUACUGAGGUCAAGGAAAGCAUUGUGUUGAAGGAAAGUUUGGUGCAAGUCACUCAAACUGCAACUGAGCUUCAACAGAGUGUGCUCCAUGUUACCGCCACCGCAACCGAACUCGCACUUCAGACUUCAGUGGUUUUAGAGUCGUCCGUGGUCGUUGCAACUUCGUACGUCGUCAUGACUUCUGUGCAAGUCGUGACUAGCACGGCUGUCGAGAAGAUCUCUUCUCACGUCAUCGUGACCGUCACCACAACCUUGACUGAGGGGGCUUCAUGCACAACAACUGAAGGAGGUCUUGUUACUUCGCUCUUCACGAGUUUGAGCACUUCAGUCGGAAAUGGAGAAGGUGUUCUCACCAACCAGAUUACCCUGACCGAGACACAUGGAGCCAGCGCGGCUGUGGAGACAAACAGAAUCACGUUGACGGAAUCUCACUCUGGAAGCAGCGUGAUCGACACCACGUUCACAAGCAUUAGCAUUGCAAGCCCAACGUUAUCCGUCAGUCUUGAGACUAGCAUCAGCAUCGCGCCUCCAAUCGCAACCGGUAUUGCCGAAACAACAUUUGCUCCAUCGCUCACUUUAUCAACCACCACUACACCAACACCAUUCUUUGGUGUCAGCAAUACGACAAUGAUCUUACCAUCCGGGACAGGUAGCUUCUCAGCACAACCAGUCUUCGCCAACGCCGCAUCAUCAGUAAGCACCAACAGCCUGCUAGCCGGAGGUCUCGUCACUCUCCUUUCCGCAUUUUUCCUAUGA
Glarea lozoyensis ATCC 20868 is the source of this 2043-nucleotide messenger RNA. RefSeq lists its product as uncharacterized. Bases 1 to 2043 code for a protein of 680 amino acids. The transcript has 2 exons. The record is from RefSeq and is a predicted model, not a curated record. Lineage: Eukaryota; Fungi; Ascomycota; Leotiomycetes; Helotiales; Helotiaceae.